GCUCUGACCAGCUGUAAAGCUAGAUCAGUUGGAACUUGGUGACUGAUAAGACCACAACGUAUUUAAUCUUUUAAAGUCAUGGCCGCUGUUACUCCCCUUGCUGCUGCUGCUCCCGCUCCAUGGUGCGGGCGGGAUUCCAAGCCCCGCACCUUUGAGAAACACUUGCCUGUGGUCUGUUAUGAUAAACCUGAGGCAUCGAUUGUUUCCAAGGAAGAAUACGAUGAUAAACGCUAUCAAGCUCUGACUGGCGAUCUUGUACAGACAGUAGUCGUGCCCAAGAGAGAGGCCCGCACCUGGACAAUGCAGAAGGGCGACUUAUGCCGAGUGACCGUGAACGAAGGCUCCCAAGUGGGCGACAUGAACUUUUGGAACCUGGAGAACACCGCCGAGCGCUUCUACUCAGGAAAGACGCGUCAGCUGCACUCGUCGCACCUGCGCGUUUACGAUCGUCUGUGGAGUUGCCUCCCCUACUUGCGUCCGAUGGCUACCUUUGUGUUUGACUCCCUCGCCGCGUAUGGAAUCGAUGAGGAUGGUGGUGCCCUGCACGACGUGAUUGGAACUCGCUGCGACGAUUACACCUACAAGUUAAUCACAGGCAAUGAUCGGGUGGGCAGCUGUCACAGUUCAUUGGUCAAGGCGGUGGUAGAGGAGCGCGGACUGACAGAGCAGGAUGUGCACGACGUUUGGAAUAUAUUUAUGUGUACCGGAUUCACCAAGGAUACGCAGCAAUAUUUCUGCAAGCCAAGUCCCGCUCGUAAGGGGGAUUUUAUUGAGUUCGUGGCCGACAUGAAUCUUCUGGUGGCCUUGAGCGCCUGUCCGCAAGGGGAUGUCUCUAUCCAGGUGGGCGCAGAAGUCCCAGACGACAAGUGUCACCCCCUCAAGGUCGAGGUGUUCCGCCGAAAGUAACUAGACUAGUCUGGAGAAACCUGAUUCUUACACUGUGCCAUGAAUGUAAACAAUGUAUAAGAGAUGACCAAGAUCAGUUGUAAUGUAGGUGACGAAAUACUAUUGCCGGAGCUUCACACUUGCUUACAAAUAUUUUAUUAAAUAUUGAAUUUUUGCAUUA
Drosophila eugracilis is the source of this 1066-nucleotide messenger RNA. RefSeq lists its product as uncharacterized. The record is from RefSeq and is a predicted model, not a curated record. Bases 79 to 906 code for a protein of 275 amino acids. Lineage: Eukaryota; Metazoa; Arthropoda; Insecta; Diptera; Drosophilidae. The transcript has 3 exons.